AUGCUUCUGAAAUUAGCUGGACUUUUGCUUGAACUCAUAUGGACAGGCAUAUGCGCCUACCAAACUCGAUGGUCGGCAAAGCGGCUACGCAAGAUAGCCAAUGCCAUCAAAGGGAAGAAGAGGGGUGUAAUAAGCAAGUCCACUUUCGGUGAUUUGCUUCACAUAUCUCCUCUGGUUCCUCCUCCGGAAGCGCUUCUAGAUUUCAUAGUUAUGAGGAUUGACACUAAGAAGUGUCUGCUCAAGUUAAAUGAUCGCAAGAAGACCCCCUUCACAAGACACAUGGUUAAGAAGAUAUUCAAUGUCCCAUCUGGUAGCAAAUCGCUAGAAUUCGGCAAGAGGGGGAAAGCAAAAUUCCGCGACGUUCAUUUGGAUGGUGAAAGGGCUACAAUAGCCACCACAGUAGCUGUUAUAUUAAAAGCGGAUGAUGACGAUGAGGAGACCAUUAACAGUUCAGCUUCGGUACACCUUACGCAACAUCAAAGUUUAUGUCAUAUAUGUAGAUCAACUUGCCCAAAGAUCAAUCCAAGGCAAUGUCCAGAGGAGCCGCCGAAAAUAAAUGACCAAGGUGGAGCUGUUGCGGCCGCAACACCCACUCUGGAUGUGCCUGAGAGCUCCCACACACAAGCCAAUCCACAAGGGGGAGCCAAUGUGGGCUCUCGAGAACCAUCUAAGGGUGGCAUGGAGGGUACCGAUGGCAUAGCAGAGAAUGUGCACGAGGCACCUCCGGAUAAGAUGGAGGAUGGUGAUGAUGUGUACAGCUCUCUGGAGGAGUGGCUCCACGCAUUGCCUACAUUUGAGGAGUUAGAGCUGUCUAAGCAACCGGAUGGCAUUCAUGGGACUACAACAACCGCUACAACCAGUGCCAGUGAAGUGUCUCCGCAGUAG
Molecule: messenger RNA, 885 nt
Organism: Triticum turgidum subsp. durum (durum wheat)
Lineage: Eukaryota; Viridiplantae; Streptophyta; Magnoliopsida; Poales; Poaceae
Source: the annotation of a GenBank genome assembly